Drosophila kikkawai is the source of this 1329-nucleotide messenger RNA. RefSeq lists its product as uncharacterized. NCBI's taxonomy places the organism in Eukaryota, Metazoa, Arthropoda, Insecta, Diptera, Drosophilidae. The record is from RefSeq and is a predicted model, not a curated record.
CCUAAGGGGUGGAAAACCAGGCGGGCACACUAAACUUUCCAAGCAAUAUUAAAAAAUAAUAAAUAAAAGACAAUAAAGUAUUCGCGAAACAAAGAGCCUGCCUUUACUUGAUCUGGACCAGUGAAUAGGAAAGGCUGGAGAGUCUGGUCUGCGUCAGUUGGAGCUCUUUAAAUGGUGAAAUCGGCCCCGCUCCUGUCCCUUCCACCGGUCCACACGAGCGUUAUCAAGAUGAGCAUGCGCACACGUGCCUUGGUCUUCUCCACUUUCUUCGGCAGCUGCCUGGCCAUCGGCCUGCUGCUUGUGAGCUUGACUACCAACCACUGGGUAAGGGCCUCUACGCAGCGGAGCAACUCAACGGAGGCCCACGGAGAGGUUAACUUUGGGCUCUUCAAUGGCAACCAUGACUUGAACUUUGGAGUCGGCUGGAGGAGCAAUCCGUUUAAUGUUUACACCUUCGUGCGCACGGAGAACGGCGACACCAGCUUCUGGCUAUGGCUCUUCACCACCCUGGGCACGGGCUUUGGCCUCUUGGCCUGCGCCGUGGCAGCCAUCGCCGCUGUCCUGAAGUCAGCCUCUGCGGCCAAGAGGGGCGGUACCAUGGCACUGCUCCUGGUCGCCAAUGUAUCGGCCGCUGGGGCUCAGGUGGUGGCCUUUGUCUCCUGGCUGGUGCAAUUCUAUCAGUACUUCAUCCACAACGUACUGCUGACCGAGCACCAGCAGCAGCACUGGUACAGCACCGGAAUGGCCUACCUGGGCUACAGCUUCUACUUGGUCGUGAUCUCAACGAUUGUGGUUCUGCUCAACAUCAUCAUCUUACUGUAUGCCAAGCGGCGAGAGCUUCACGACCGCCGGCGCCUGGAACCGCCGGGUGAGGACAAGAACCAGGCCGGCAUAAUGCUGUACUAGGAUGGAAGCACCCUGAAUGAACCUCAAGAACAAGAACAAGUAAUCUCAGCGGCUCAAACGAUUGUGCCUUACUUAAGGAUGCCUUUUGCUUGCCAACAACAAGGCCUAUUUUAAUAUUAUACUCCACCCCAGGACCUGAGGGAACAUUCGUUUAGAUUAGCAUGAAAACCAAGUAUUUAAAAGUCUGUCUCACGACUGAAGAGCAUUUCAGCUGCAGGGCCAACCUGUGGAGCAAAAGCGCACGAAACUGUACGCACCUAUCAAUAUUUAUAUAAACUAUAUAUUAUACUCGAAUGACCUUUAUAUAUACACUUAUAUAUAUAUAUAUAUAUACUCUGAUUUCUCUACCUUGUAUGUACUGCCAAGUAUUUUUAUGUGCAUAUUUUCGAAUACAGAAACAGUCAUUGUUAAGAAACACAAAAA